Molecule: messenger RNA, 1935 nt
Organism: Acanthochromis polyacanthus (spiny chromis)
Lineage: Eukaryota; Metazoa; Chordata; Actinopteri; Pomacentridae
Gene: lysmd1
Product: LysM, putative peptidoglycan-binding, domain containing 1
Exons: 3
Coding region: 547-1233 (228 amino acids)
Source: RefSeq, a predicted model, not a curated record
UGACUUGUAAUGAUUAUUAACUUGGAGAGUCCAGACAGCCAUACUCUAUCGCAACUAAACACAGCUCUGGGGACUUUAUAUGUGCUGAUGCUCCAGUUGGUUCUGGUUAUUCCAAUUGUUAGAAACGCAACGCUUGUGACGAAUCAUGGGACUCGUCACUCAACACAGCAGCCAUGGCAACACAUGCGAGCAGACAGCUGACAAGAAAACAUUGACAAGUUUCUCAACUUUUGCGGAAUUUGUUUGACACAUAAGAUAGCCUCAACUCUUAGUCAGGUAAACGUUUGGUUUUAUCUGCGGCAGAGCUUCUUCAGGUGUUAUUUCCGAGAUGCGGCGACAGCGUGACACUUGAAAUAACGAACGAGCGUCAACAUUGAUUAAGUUGAUAAGUUAGCUAGCAGGCUAACUAAGCUGCUCGUUUGUUUCUUAAACCCUACGCGGGCUUAAAGUAAGCUGUUGCUUUAGUGAUGUUAUCAGGUGUAAAAUGUGCUCGUAGCCGCAUUUUACCACCAGUCGCUCGGUUAUCAGGUUAAAUUUUUUGCGGCAAUGUCCGGAGAGCGAGCACCUUUACCCAGCGGGGGGGACGGCCUACUCCGUGGGAGCCGCCGUACGAGGUCCUACGGCAGUUUGACUCGAUCUCCAGUCUCUCCGGUCCGCCAGAAACUAAUUGAACACACAAUUCAACCAGGAGACACACUACAAGGCCUGGCCCUGAAAUAUGGAGUGUCUAUGGAGCAAAUCAAAAGAGCAAACAGACUGUACACCAAUGACUCAAUAUUCCUCAAGAAGUCUUUGUCGAUCCCUGUGCUGUCAGACAUGGAUGAGUGCCGUAAUGGGGUGGAUUUGGCUGAGGAGGGCGGUGAUGGAGGCAGUACGAGCAGUGCUUCUGUUCAGAAUGGACACAGAGGGAGAACAUCUGAGAAAAAGCAAGAAGAUGGGAAAAAAGCGGAAUCGGACCUUACUCCAGAGGAUUUUUUGAAGAGGUUGGAUGGCUUGAUAAACCAGUCCAAGGAGGCUGCUGUCAAAGGAUGUCAGGAAGCGGAAAAAAGGGUUGCAGCCCUAGAAGCAGCUUGCACCAGCAGGACACCAGAUUGGCGGCCGCUUACAAGGUCGCAGAGUGUCUUUUCAUCUUCCAGAAUGCAGCAGCAGGCGGCACAGGGGGCAGUACCCCUCACUAUCACCAAACUCACCAAGACACUCAGAGACAGGGAAGACGAGAUCUUUGAAUUGUGACACGUUGUUUCGUCCGUCUCAUUUUAAUUUCAAAAGAAACUUUUUCCAGAAAGCCAGGCUGCAGGGUUUUCCUGCCAGGGUAACGGAGCGUUGCGGAGAAAAGAACUGAACCCUGGUCAUAUCACUGCUGCCGUGUAGAGUUAAUGUUUAAAUGUCUUGCCACACUGCCAUUUAGUAUAGUCAUUACGACAGGAUGUAGUUUGGUUAGUUUUAUAUAUAUAUAUAUAUAUAUAUAUAUAUAUAUAUAUAUAUAUAUAUAUAUUGCAAAUUUAGCCUUAUUUAUUUGUUGAAACAAACUGCAGAAUGUACUCUCUAGCUGUGUCUAGUUUGUUCUCACAUGCAGGAAAUAGGAGCACGAAAGAUUACAAAUGAUAAUUCAGUCACAUGUGGGUUUAGUCAUAUGACUGCUCAUAUGGUCAACCCAGCAAGUGGUCUGUGUGAAAUGCUGCCACACAUUUCAGGCUAGAACCUUCAGCUAUGGAAUGUAAAGUGUAUAAAACACGUUCACUGUAAAAAUACCAGCUCAAAAUGCAGGUUUUUGAUUGUUGUUGCUAAAAGCUUUAUACUCUAAUGUAGCUAAAGGUUAAAAAAAGAAGAGAUGCAUCUUUUAGAACAUAUUUUUGCAGCAGUGUUUUUUAGGGGUCUGUUUGAUUUAAUUCAAGUUUUGUCUUAGUUUCUUUUAAAAUAAAAUAUUUGAUCUCA